Molecule: messenger RNA, 915 nt
Organism: Ipomoea nil (Japanese morning glory)
Lineage: Eukaryota; Viridiplantae; Streptophyta; Magnoliopsida; Solanales; Convolvulaceae
Exons: 1
Coding region: 1-915 (304 amino acids)
Source: RefSeq, a predicted model, not a curated record
AUGGGGGAUUUUAAUGACCUCCUUGAUCAGUCAGAAAAGAAUGGACGGGCCCCACAUCCUCCUUGGUGUAUAAAUGGUUUAAGGGAGGCUAUUGCGGACUGUGAUUUGCAGGAUUUACCGUUUGAUGGGCCACAGUAUACUUGGGUAAAGUCACAGGGCACGAGCGGUAUGAUCGAGGAGAAAUUGGAUCGCAUUUUAGCUAAUGAGGAGUGGUUGAGUUUGUUUCAAGGCGCACGGGCACAGUCUCUGGUUGUGCCCUAUAGUGAUCAUUUACCCCUGGUUCUUAUACCGGUUAUUCUCCCACAAGUACGCAAGCAUGCCAGGUUCUGUUUUGAUAAUUUGUGGUUGCGGGAAGAUUCAUGUAGAGAAAUUGUUGCGCAAAGUUGGGAUAGAACGGUUGGCCUGGAUACGUUAGCAAGGGUGGAGGCAUGUGCUCUUGACUUGAAGAGGUGGGGGCGGAGUUAUAAUAGAGAUUUCCAACGUAAGAUUGAGUUCAAUAAGCAACGCCUAGAAUGGUUGAGGGGGCGUCGUGAUGAGCCUGGAAUGAGAGAAUAUGUGGCGGUAGAGAGAGAGUUGCUUUUCUUGUUGGAGCAACAACAUUAUUUCUGGAAACAGCGUGCUAAGGAGUUUUGGUAUCAAGGUGGGGAUGUCAAUAGCAAGUUUUUUCACAAUUCUGUGAAAGCAAGACGCCGACGCAAUACUAUUAGACGUCUCCAGGACGAGAAUGGGAAUUGGGUGGAGGAUUCACAGGGGUUGGAUAAUGUUAUGUUGAAUUAUUAUACUGGACUGUUUUUCCCGGAUUAUGGAGAGAUGCAGGAGGUGAUUGAUGCAAUUCCUUCGAAGGUGACUGAGGUUGAUAAUGCUAUGCUGUUGCGCCCGUUGAGUAUGGAGGAGGUUCGUGUUGCGGUGUUUUAG